CCCAAUCCUGUUGGAGUCCCAUUGUUGGUGGUGGUGGUGGAGGUGGCAUGCUUGGCAUGGUGGUGGAAGAGUGGCGCGUGCGCACGAUGCAGAGGUGGGGUAGAGGCACGGAGGGGGUCUAAGUGAAGAUGUUGAAGGAUGUUAGUGAUAGAAGGAAGUUAGGGUUACAGAAGGGUAUUUAUGUCCUCUAAGGGGUGCAGGAAGCAAUUGCCGGUUCAUUUUAGCGGGUUCCUUUGGCCCAAUCCAAUCCUCAUAAUCAACCUCUCUCUCUGACUGUUCACUCUGUGUUUGGAGGUGGAAACUUAGGGUAUGAUUUCUGAUUCCCCUUCCUUCUCGCUCGUUCUCUGCUUUAAUCCAUCAACUAUCCUUCUAACUCAUAUUUCUUCACUGAUUCAAGAUACGAUCAAGUUUCCUUAUCAUUUGCUCCUAAUUACGUUUACCCUAUACACACUUUUCCAGUUAUUCACCAAAACCAACAAAUAACAAAUUUCAGGUUGUUGGAGAAAUUGUUCUGUUGGGGGGAUAUGAUGUCGAUGGAGAAGGAAGCUUCAAGCUCCACACCUACGCGCAAAUUGUCGUGCACUGCAUGCUUCGACGCUGUCUAUUUCUGCUACUCGCCGGUUCAUCAAAUGCAGCAGUAUUACAGGCUUGGUAAAUUUGACAAUUGUUCCGGCAAAUGGAAAGCGAUGGUUGAUUGCUUAAUGCUCAAGACCAAACCCACAUCUCAAGUCCAGGAAGUUCUGGAUACUGAAGAGAAAUCAAAGUUUAAGUCACAUAUCUGGACUUUUCGGACACCAGAAGAAGCUUCUUACUACUGGCAAGAACUUUAUGGUCAUUUGGAUGAGCCUGAAGAGUGAAAAUCAAAUUGUGCAAAUAAAUAUUAUGUAUUGCCUUCUGAUUUUGCUAAUGAUUAGGAUUUUGAGGAAGGGGCUAUUAGAAACCAAAGAAAGUUCAUAUCAAAUUGAAGAUCCUAGUUAGCUUGAGUUUUCUUAUUUUCUUUUUUGUGUAGUCAUCACUUUGAAUAUUGCGUUCGAAUGACUUAGCACAUUGGGUUUGUAAUAAUCUUUUAAAAUUUUAAUGACUGUUUUAAUGGUUCUUUCUUCUGAUGGAAA
Molecule: messenger RNA, 1112 nt
Organism: Glycine soja
Lineage: Eukaryota; Viridiplantae; Streptophyta; Magnoliopsida; Fabales; Fabaceae
Exons: 3
Coding region: 525-857 (110 amino acids)
Source: RefSeq, a predicted model, not a curated record